This is a messenger RNA of Bombyx mandarina (wild silkworm), 2561 nucleotides long. It is a transcript of the gene Tm1, whose product is annotated as tropomyosin 1. NCBI's taxonomy places the organism in Eukaryota, Metazoa, Arthropoda, Insecta, Lepidoptera, Bombycidae. The record is from RefSeq and is a predicted model, not a curated record.
UCGUUAAAACAGCACGGGAAAAUAAAAAGAUGGCGCUAGUGUUCGUCUCGGAGCUGUUGCCACGAGCGACACUCAGUCAACAUGGCGGCGGGCGCUGCGCGGCCGGACGCAGCUCGGCUAGUGUAGUGAUGUCCGCGCCCGCACCCCACGUCCACGGUCGCACCCCCGUGCGACGCAGGGGGCACCAACACCACCCGCGUUUAAGGGGCGACCGUCAACCCGCCCCCGCCACGAAUCCCGACCCCGUGCCGUCUGCGCGAACGACCUUAACUCAAACAGACGAUGUUGUGCCUUGUGUCAAUAGUGUCAGUGAAUCUCAAGAGGUGACAAGGACGAAUAGUGACGAUGCACUUUCAAAUUCGAAUCUUACUGUAGCCGAGGACUGUGCGAAUGAUGAACAAGAAAACGAAUUAGAUAGGGUUAAGAGUACUGAUUCUCUAGAUAGCUUAGACGAUGAAUUCUCGUUUGAAGAAAGGUCUGCAGGAGACGGCGCGGAAGCUAUCGUUGCCGCGCUUCCUUCUGAUAUAUCCGAUGAUGACCCUGAAACUGUAGAACUUGCAAAACUUCGAUGUACUAGUGAAUGUACCGAGGUCUUGGCCGAAAGAGAAAACAGGCGGCGAAGAAGAUGCGCUGAUUAUCCCGGUCUCGCCUUUGGCAGUUCAAUAUUUUCUUCAGACACUAUGAUGAAGUUUUCCAUCAUCAAGAAUGAGUUGCAGAACAUAAAGAAUACUGCGCUGAAAAGGGCUGAGUCCGAAGUGGCUGCCCUGAACCGACGUAUCCAACUGCUGGAGGAGGACCUCGAGAGGUCCGAGGAGCGUCUCGCGACCGCCACCGCCAAGCUGUCCGAGGCCAGCCAGGCCGCCGAUGAAUCCGAGCGCGCACGUAAGGUGCUCGAGAACAGGUCGUUGGCGGAUGAGGAGCGCAUGGACGCCCUCGAAAAUCAGCUGAAGGAAGCCAGGUUCCUCGCUGAGGAGGCCGACAAGAAAUACGAUGAGGUUGCUCGUAAGCUGGCCAUGGUUGAGGCUGACUUGGAGCGCGCCGAGGAGCGUGCCGAGUCCGGCGAAUCCAAAAUCGUUGAGCUUGAGGAGGAGCUCCGUGUCGUUGGUAACAACCUGAAAUCUCUGGAAGUCUCAGAGGAGAAGGCCAACCAACGCGAAGAGGAGUACAAAAAUCAGAUCAAAACCCUCACCACCCGUCUGAAGGAGGCUGAAGCACGUGCCGAGUUCGCCGAGCGUUCCGUGCAGAAACUGCAAAAGGAGGUCGAUAGGCUUGAAGACGAUCUGGUGGCCGAGCGCGAAAAGAGCAAACUCCUGCAGGAGGAGAUGGAGGCCACGCUCCACGACAUCCAGAAUAUGUGAACACCGCGCUCCCCUCACUAGCCCGCUCGGCUUCCCCGUUCCGCAACUAAUCGCUUAGGGUUGCCGAAAAUAUUUUUCUACCAUUCUAUGGAAAAAAUUGUGUAGAUUAAUAGUUUAUUUAGAAUUUUAUUUUUCUUAUGAAUUUUUUAUAUUAAUUCACUUUCAUAUGAAUGAUGAAAUGACUUAUAGUGGAGUCGAGCGGGCUUCUAGAUGUUACUACUUUUAGAGUAAUUGCCAGCCGCUUUUUUUUUAUGUAACGUCAAAAUACCGAGUGUUUAAUACGCCACUGCCAAGUGCAAUUUUUUUUUUUAAUUUUGAUACGCAAAGAAAUUAAUACUAAUACUAUUCCGUAUAACUGUUUGAGAGUGUAUCUCGCAUACUAUGUAGUCAUUAUUUUACGAGCGUGCCUGCGUAUGCCGAUGAUCGAUGUUUUAAUAUUUUUAUUUUAUCUUACAAACGCUUUUUUUACGGCACUCACGGUUAUUAUCUUAAUUACAUUCGACAUUCCAAUAUUGGGACCAAAAUGUGAUUUAAACGCAUUUUUUGCGCGACGGCUGAUUGUGAGUUCGAAUUAUUUUAAAGAUUGCACUUUUAUAAUUCAGUUUCUCCGUAAAGGCCUAAACGAGUUAUUUUGUUUUGGAAUAACCUAAUAAUAGCAUUUGUCUGUUUGUAUUUUUUUUAUUUCUCGCGAAAUAGAUUAAAUUCACAAACGAGCAAGACACACAUUGGUUUGCACUUUUGUUUGCGACUUAUCGCAAAAUGAAAUUUACUUAACACUUAGGAAGAGAUUAGAAAUUUUAUUUAAUGAGAGUUGGUAACACGUAAAUAUUGAUAUUUAUAGGAGUAUACUUGCUAUGAAGUAUUUGAUAUUCUAUUUUUGUUUCGAGUAUGAACAUUUCUUGUGUCAUAAUUUUGAGUUUGUUGUUAUUUAUUUAAAUUAAUCGAUGGUAUUACGAGUAUUCCUGAGCUGUAAAUAUGAACAGUACAGUAGUUUAUCGCCGGUAGCGCUGGCAACAUCUGCGACUUUUCUUCUACAAACGAUGUAGUAACGGAGUAGCGCUACCGUUACGUAUGACUAUCAAGGGAUUUCCGUCUUUACAAUGUUAUCGAUUAAUGAAUUGAUAAGUUCGUGAGAAAUAAAUUAAUGAUUUUUAAGAGUAUUCUAACACAAGUGUUUAUAAAUAUAUUGUAUUAUUAUUUUUA